CCCUUAGGUGAUAUUCGCGCGCCAGUGACGUAACAAUCAAUGUGUGAGAUGUGAUAAAUUGCAAGCUCUGUUGCCUCUAGAUAUAUAAUCAUUACACAGCAAUGCAAUACACGGGGAGUAGUUACCACGGUGAGUGGCAGCGUGACAGGAUGCAUGGGCAAGGGGAGUACAUCCUUCCUCCUCUCAUCGGUACGAAGUAUGUGGGCGGUAUGAAGGACGGACUUUACCACGGGGACGGUGUCAUUCACGUCACAGAAACUCUUAAAUUUAUCGGGAAAUUCCUUAAUGGAAAAGUGGUAGAGGGCAAGUACGAGUUCUCUGAUGGAAUUGUGUUUGAAAAAGAAGACUGGCACUACUGCGACGGCAUAAGGAAUCGGCUUUUUGGUUUAGAAGAAAGGGACGGCAUACAGCCCGCAGGCAGGUCGUUAUUAUCUAAUGUAGAUCCACCACGCGAGACCCCUAAAGGCAUGUUCGAUUGUGGUGACGGGUUCUACGAUCCAAUCCGCCGAGUGGUCUAUACCUACGACAUGCGCUUUCUACGAACCACGGACGAAGAAGAACACAAGUGGAUAGUGGGUAAAUGCUUCAAGGGAUGGGAUGAAGCCGUCGGGUAUCAACCACAAACUGAUAACAAAGCAUCUCAAGGUUCCGAAAACUCAGAAUAAAACGUUUUUCGCAAAA
Nematostella vectensis (starlet sea anemone) is the source of this 681-nucleotide messenger RNA. RefSeq names its product MORN repeat-containing protein 5. The transcript is spliced from 6 exons. Lineage: Eukaryota; Metazoa; Cnidaria; Anthozoa; Actiniaria; Edwardsiidae. The coding region runs from base 102 to 665 and encodes 187 amino acids. The record is from RefSeq and is a predicted model, not a curated record.